This is a messenger RNA of Homo sapiens (human), 2481 nucleotides long. It is a transcript of the gene CHRAC1, whose product is annotated as chromatin accessibility complex subunit 1. The coding region runs from base 179 to 574 and encodes 131 amino acids. Gene Ontology annotation, biological process: DNA biosynthetic process. The record is from RefSeq and is marked validated. Gene Ontology annotation, cellular component: nucleus; pericentric heterochromatin. Gene Ontology annotation, molecular function: protein heterodimerization activity. Lineage: Eukaryota; Metazoa; Chordata; Mammalia; Primates; Hominidae. The transcript is spliced from 3 exons.
CUCACGGAGCUCGUAGUUUCCCGGACGGGCCGCUCCCGGCCUCGCGGCCUCGCCUCCCCACACUACAACUCCCACGGGGCAGCGGGCGCGGCUCCCCGUACCCACCAGCUGGCCGGGCAGGGCAGCCACUUCGCGGUCGGGCCCGCCGGCUGCGGGCACCCGCGCGACGGGCGGGAAGAUGGCGGACGUGGUCGUGGGUAAAGACAAGGGCGGGGAGCAGCGGCUCAUCUCGCUGCCUCUAUCCCGCAUCCGGGUCAUCAUGAAGAGCUCCCCCGAGGUGUCCAGCAUCAACCAGGAGGCGUUGGUGCUCACGGCCAAGGCCACGGAGCUCUUUGUUCAAUGCCUAGCCACCUAUUCCUACAGACACGGCAGUGGAAAGGAAAAGAAAGUACUGACUUACAGUGAUUUAGCAAACACUGCACAGCAAUCAGAAACUUUUCAGUUUCUUGCAGAUAUAUUACCAAAGAAGAUUUUAGCUAGUAAAUACCUGAAAAUGCUUAAAGAGGAAAAGAGGGAAGAAGAUGAGGAGAAUGACAAUGAUAAUGAAAGUGACCAUGAUGAAGCUGACUCCUAAACCAAAAGUGCUUUAAAAACCAGCCUGGCGAGGACAGCCCUGGACCCACUCCACUGUCUCUAAGUAAACACAGCACUGCCCGCUUUUAGCGUCUUCACUUCUUCACAGAGUUCCAGUGUGUGGUAUUCUUUCGAGGUAUUCUUUCCAGGCCGAGAUUGAGCACCUCAUGUACCUACGCCACAGACAGCCAGAGGGAAAGCGACCCAGACAGCAGCCCCUCCUCGACAGGCCCACCCUGCAGCUCAGGCACCAAGAAAACAGCCGAUACUGGCAGCCAUUGCAGCUCCAAACUGCAGAGGCAAGGCCAAUUUUAACUUUUCAAUUUACAGUCGAUUUUGAAGAGCUUCUACAUAUCGGUUAUGUAAAUUCAUAUAUGUAUAUUUUGGAAUCAGUUCUUAUAAACAGCUCGAUUCAGUUUUAGCUAAAUUUAUAGUUUAGGUAGUAUGUUACAUUUGAAUUUUUGUCUUAAGAAAAGUUGACUGUUCAGAUAUUUUUCUACUGUAAAGAAAUAUACUUUUCUAUUAAAGAUCUGUACAUAUUUUUACAGUAAAAUGCUUUAUGGAACUAGUUUUAGAGCCCUCUAUGGCUUUAAGGCCUUGCUUACUGCCUGCAAAUUUUGAGAAAUUUAAAAAUAAGCAUUCUAACACUUUUAUUCCCACAGAAAAAUUCCAAGUCAAAUUAUCAAAUCAAAUACAAAAAUAAGUCUUACCUCUUGUAUAAGCAUGUUGUACUAAAAAAAAAUUUUGAAACAUUUUGUAUAUUGGAGAUCUCUCUCAUCUUACUGUUCUUUGCUUUAAAUUCCUGGCACUUCUUUUUACUGUCUAUAAGAGAAAACCUAUCAUAAGCCCAAUUUUUUUUUUCCACUUAGGGUAAAUGUUUGGCUCCUCUCAUUUCAUUAUCUUUUUUUUUUUUUUUUUAAAGACAGAUUCUCACUCAGUUGCCCAGGCUGGAUUGCGGUGGCGCUGUCUCAGCUCACUGCAACCUCCGCCUCCCAGGUUCAAGUGAUUCUCCUGCCUCAUCCUCCUGAGUAGCUGGGAUUACAGGCGUGUGCCACCAUGCCCAACCUAUUUUUGUAUUUUUUAGUAGAGACGGGGUUCACCAUGUUGGCCAGGCUUGUCUCAAACUCCUAACCUCAACUGAUCCACCUGCCUCAGCCUCCCAAAGUGCCGCCGGGAUUACAGGCGUGAGCCACCAUGCCUGGCCUUCAUUAUCUCUUUUUUAAAAAUGAAAAAGUUUAUAAUUUACAUUCAGUAAAAUCACCCUUUUUAGUGUCUAGUCUGUGAAUUUUGACAAAUGCAUGGUUUUGUAACCAAUCGAUAGGACAGUUCUGCCACCCAGGACAUUCCCCUCUGUUCCUCUGUUCCUCUCUUCUCCUGCCCCCUAGCAACCACUGGUGUUUUCUGUCCCUCUUGUUCAUUGACAUUUAUUUUAAAAUAAAAUAUUUUAAAAUCUACUUUUUGGUGUACAGUUCUGAGUUUUGGCAAAUGCAGUCAAGUCACUACCACCACCACAAUUAACAGCUAUAUCACCCUCCAGUAAAUUCCCUGUGGUCAGCUCCUUCCCCACCUUUUACCGUGGCAACCGUCAAGCUAUUCUCUGUCCCUAUACCAGGUGUCAUCAAAUUUUUUUCUGGAAAGGGCCAUGCAGUAAAUAGUUCAAGCUUUGUGGGCUUUUAUAGUCUCUGUUGCUGCUGCUGAACUCAGCUGUUGUAGCACGAAAGCAGCCAGGUAAUUACUAGAUGAAGGAAUGCAGGUGGCUGUGUUUCAAUAGAGCUUUAUUUCUGCAAACUGAAACUUGAGUUUUGUGUAAUUUUCAUGUGUCAUGAAAUACUGUUUUCUCCAACCAUUUAAUAAUGUAAAUACUUGCUAGCUUAUGUGCCAUUAAAAAAUGACUUGAUUUGGCUUACA